AACUGGGUAGUAAUUGAAAACAGAUCAAGAAAUGAAGCAACUAGAAAAGGCAACAUCUUUAAUACUACUGCCUCUCUUGAUCAAUCUCCUGGUUCCAUCCUCCUCAGCUCAAAACUGCAACUCUGUCUCAUUCUCCGGCGGCCGGAAAUACUCCAACUGCAUUUCCCUUCCCGUUCUCAAUUCCUUCCUUCAUUGGAAUUACCACCAACCCAAUCAAACUGUCCAAAUUGCUUACCUUCAAACCGGCGUUUCUCCUUCCAAUUGGGUUGCUUGGGGCCUCAACGUCGGCGGCGGCUCCGGCAUGAUAGGUACCCAAGCUCUCAUAGCCUUCCAGAAUUCCAGAGGUGCCGUUCAAGCUUACACGUCUCAAAUUACAAAUUAUGCCACUACCCUUUCUCAAGGACCUUUAAGCUUUAAUGUUGAAAACAUCUCAGCUGAGUUUGUGAAUAAUGAUCAGAUGAUGAUUAUAUAUGCUAUAUUGGAUCUUCCAGCCGGCCGGAGUAGUUUUAAUCAUGUAUGGCAAACUGGGUUUCUCUCCGGUGACUCACCACUGAGACAUAACUUGACCGGAGCUAAUGUUAGGUCAUUGGGGACUGUUGAUUUCGGCAAUGGAACAACAGUUCAUUCAAGUGACAAUCAGCAAGACAGAAAUGAUUGCAACCCUACGUCACUUUCCGGUGACAUGACAUACUCCAAGUGUAAUGUCCUCCCGGCGCUUAACUCCUUCCUUUAUUGGAAUUACUACCAAGACAAUCACACCGUCGACAUUGCUUACCGACACACCGACGUUUCCUCUUCAAACUGGAUUGCAUGGGCCAUCAACGUCGAUGGGUCCGGUAUGAUAGGUGCCCAGACCCUGGUUGCGUUUCAGAGCUCCGGAGGAGCCAUGCAGGCCUACACUUCUUCCAUUACAAGUUAUGGCACGAGUCUUUCUCGAGGUUCAUUGAGUUUCAAAGUUCUCAACAUUUCAGCCGAGUUAGUGAAUAAUGAAAUGAUUAUCUACGCCAAGAUUGAGCUUCCUGCUGGCCGGAGUAGUUUUAAUCAGGUAUGGCAAAUGGGUCCUCUUUCUGGAGACAGCCCAGGGAAGCAUUUAACUAAUGGAGCUAAUAUAAGGUCGACGGGGACAGUUGAUUUUGUCGGAGGAACAGUUCAGUCAACUGGUGGAGGCGGCGACAGAGGGAAGAACAAAAAUGUAAACACUCUGUUCCUAUUUGUUCUCUUGUUUAUAACAAACAAUGGUCAUGGAAUAUUGAAUGCCAUAAGUUGGGGAAUUUUAAUGCCAUUAGGGGCUAUGAUUGCACGAUAUCUGAAAGUGUUUAAAUCAGCCGAUCCAUUAUGGUUCUAUAUUCAUGUGACUUGCCAAACCUCAGCCUACAUGAUCGGAGUUGCUGGUUGGGUCACCGGAUUGAAGCUCGGAGAGAAAUCCGGCGUACAGAACACAAUGCACAGGAACAUCGGUAUCACACUCUUUUGUCUCGGAACACUUCAGUUGCUUGCGUUGUUGUUGAGGCCAAAUAAAGAACACAAGCAUAGAUUCUACUGGAACUUAUAUCACUGGGGGGUAGGAUACACUGUGAUCAUCCUCACCAUUAUCAACAUCUUCAAAGGAUUGGAGAUUCUCAAUCCCGCAAAGGGAUGGAAACAAGCUUAUAUUGGAAUUCUUAUCUUUUUCGGCGUAAACGCAGUCAUGCUUGAGGCCUACACUUGGUACCUUGUCCUCAAGAACAGGAAGAAAGAGAGCCUUGCCGCUAACGAUAAAUACCCUCAAACAACAUAACUAGAAUAAUCGAUUAUACUAUUUAUA
Molecule: messenger RNA, 1804 nt
Organism: Impatiens glandulifera
Lineage: Eukaryota; Viridiplantae; Streptophyta; Magnoliopsida; Ericales; Balsaminaceae
Product: cytochrome b561 and DOMON domain-containing protein At5g47530-like
Exons: 4
Coding region: 32-1777 (581 amino acids)
Source: RefSeq, a predicted model, not a curated record